Gadus macrocephalus (Pacific cod) is the source of this 1865-nucleotide messenger RNA. Its product is annotated as collagen alpha-3(VI) chain-like. The transcript is spliced from 3 exons. Lineage: Eukaryota; Metazoa; Chordata; Actinopteri; Gadiformes; Gadidae. The coding region runs from base 69 to 1850 and encodes 593 amino acids. The record is from RefSeq and is a predicted model, not a curated record.
AGGUUGCCGCGAAGGAUGUAGUAUUCCUUCUGGAUGGCUCUGAUAACACAAGGAAUGGAUUCGCUGCCAUGCGUGAUUUUGUUCAGAGAAUGGUGGAGGAACUUAAUGUGGGCGAAAACAACGACCGUGUGUCAGUUGUCCAAUACGGCAGAGACGCAGAGGCCCACUUCUAUCUGAACACAUACACCACAAAGGACGAUAUUCUUGACACGGUCAGAGGACUCAGACACAGAGGGGGAAGACCCCUCAACACUGGGUCAGCCCUCAAGUAUGUCCGAGACAACGUGUUUACGGCGGCCUCUGGAAGUAGGAGGCAAGAGGGCAUUCCUCAGCUACUGAUUGUGCUGAGUGGAGGGCGAUCUAGUGACAACGUAGACAUACCGGCGUCUGCCCUCAAAGACAACGGGGUCUUAAUUCUAGGCAUCGGAACUAGAAAUUCUAGCACAGAGGUUCAAAGAAUCGCCUCUGAUCCUAGUUAUGCCCAGUCUGUGUCUGACUUCUCUGACCUCCCAAAUGUCCAGCAUCCAUUCGCCUCCUCUCUUAGCCAUGUAGUUGUUGGGGUUAAACCAAUGACCCCUACAGUGAGAGUUGACCAGAGAACUCCAAAAAGGGAUGUGGUAUUUCUUCUGGAUGGCUCUGAUGGCACAAGGAAUGGAUUCCCUGCCAUGCGUGAUUUUAUUCACACGGUGGUGGAGAAACUGAAUGUGGGAGAAAACAACGACCGUGUGUCUGUUGCCCAGUACAGCGGAGAUGCAGAGGCCAAUUUCUAUCUGAACACAUAUAACACAAAGGAAGAUAUUCUUGACAUGGUCAGCGGGCUUAGGCACAAAGGAGGCAGGCCCGUCAACACCGGGGCAGCCCUCCAGUAUGUCAGAGACAACGUGUUUACAGCCUCUUCCGGCAGCAGGCGCCAAGAAGGGGUUCCACAGUUGUUGAUCCUUGUAAAUGGUGGAAGGUCUUCUGACACUGUAGAUACACCAGCGUCUGCUCUUAAGCAGCUUGGAAUCACUGUCCUUGGAAUUGGAACAAGGAACUCUGACCAUGGACAACUGCAAAAGAUCUCCUCUAAGCCAAAUUAUGCUUUGUCAGUGUCCGACUUCAGUGACCUCCCCAACAUACAAGAGCAACUGUCCUCUGCCAUCAGCACAGUCACAGUUAGGGCCACACCAAUGACGCCAACUGUAAUCGUUGAGCACAGCCUGCCCAAAAGGGAUGUUGUGUUCUUGCUGGAUGGAUCUCAUGGCACCCGAACUGGAUUCCCAGCAAUGCGUGACUUUGUGCAGAAAGUCGUAGAGACGCUCAAUGUGGAUGGCGACAGAGAUCGAGUCUCAGUUGUUCAGUACAGCAGUGAUCCAGCUGUCCAAUUCUAUCUAAACACGUACAAAACACAGGGCGACGUCGUUGCUAAUGUCAGGGGUUUGAGGCACAAGGGCGGAAGACCACUUAACACUGGAGCAGCGCUCCAAUACUUGAGGGAUAAUGUCUUCACUGCCUCGGCUGGAAGUAGGCGUCUGGAAGGAGUUCCACAGAUGCUCAUAGUCUUAUGCGGUGGAAAGUCCCAUGACAGUGUUGACGCAGCAGCCACCGCUCUGAAGGAGCUGGGGGUCUUUACCCUUGCCAUUGGAACCAGUGGCUCUGAUAGCAGAGAACUGCAGAAGAUAUCCCAUGGUCCCAAUCAGGCUCUGUCUGUGUCUGAUUUUACUGACCUUCCCAGUGUCCAACAGCAACUGCAGUCCUCAAUGGAAUCAGUGGUCAUUGUUGUAACUCCGGAAUCUCCCACAGUUUUAGGUAUGUUCCCAAGCGUGGCCAUUUGUAGUGGUGUCAGUUUAAAUGAUGUAUUUUGGGGAUAACCUGAAGCUAUAUGA